Messenger RNA from Lindgomyces ingoldianus, 826 nucleotides. RefSeq lists its product as uncharacterized. The transcript has a single exon. The record is from RefSeq and is a predicted model, not a curated record. Lineage: Eukaryota; Fungi; Ascomycota; Dothideomycetes; Pleosporales; Lindgomycetaceae. The coding region runs from base 66 to 776 and encodes 236 amino acids.
GGCCUGUGGAGUUUUCUUCAAUCCUCUUCUCGCGAUCUCUCAUUGCACUUGAGCUUAUACUUAUUAUGCUUCUUAAUUACAAUUUCCAACUCUUCGUUCUGGGGUUCAUAGCAGCUGCGCAGGGCGCAGAGGUCAUUGCUAUUACUUUGACCGACAACAGGCCGUUCUCCACAAGGAUUGUCAUAGAGCCGGAUGUCGAAUAUCGUAGCUUAGAGCGAACAUCGACAUUGACAUCAGUUUUGGCAACGUCAACAUCAGGUCAAAUUUCAACGCCAGCAUUUGAAUCACUUCCACGAUACAUUCCCUCGCCCCUAUUACAAUCCUCAGCGCAGGCAUCCUCUCCCUCUAUGGUAAUGUCGACAGAGUCAGCCACACCCACGCUGACUGGACCAACCCUGUUCACACUCAGUCACUCCAUGUCCUCUUUUGUGUCGUCAUCUUCACCAUUAUCACAAACCUCAGAGACGUCAAUCCCAUUACCGUUUUCAAAAAAAUCCUCCAAAUCGAGUCUUAGCGCAGGGGCCAAAGCAGGUAUCGCGAUUGGAGCAAUCCUGGGAGCUGCGGCUUUAUCUCUUUCUGCUUUCUUUCUCGGCAUUCGUUUUCGAACGCAAAUAUUAGGUAAUAAUUCUGAGUUGGGUUUGCGCAUCUCAAAAGCAGAGCUUGACGGGAAACCAAUCUUCCAGAUGUGGCCAAGCGAGUUGGAUUCGAAAUCGGAGAUUGCGUUGGAGGACGCCCAUGAACUUCCGGGAGAUUUUGUGCCAGCGGAGAUGGACUAGGGGUCUACCGGACUUUAUGGUCGCAGUGUUUCGAAUCCUGAAUCCUGCGA